Danaus chrysippus (African queen) is the source of this 1950-nucleotide messenger RNA. The record is from the annotation of a GenBank genome assembly. Lineage: Eukaryota; Metazoa; Arthropoda; Insecta; Lepidoptera; Nymphalidae.
AUGAUUUCGAAUAUAUCAGAUGCUCAAUGGAUGGUCUAUAAUUCAAGUGCUGGUCCAUAUGUGGCUGUUGUAAAUACAAUAGUUUUCAAUGAGGUCAUAGAAAUUUUUAUGCAGGAACCAACUAAUGUAGCUGGUAUUUUGUUAUAUGAAAAUGCUACUGAAAGACCUGAUUUCUUCAGUCCGGAAACUCAAUGUCCAAAUGAAAACUCCGUUGGACCUGACGGCAAGUGUGCUGGCGAUGUUGUUUGGAAUGAGAAUGGUUCUGGUCUUUUGAGGAGAGAUAUACCUUUUCCAAUAUUCUUUCUGCCAAGUUCUAGAAUAUCAGAAAUAGAUAAAAUUACACAGUGUCAUGAUAGAUAUAAUCUUGAUAAGGAUAAUCAGAAAGGCAGACCGUUGUGUUCCUUACAAUUAAGUUCAUUUAUGUAUGCUGCUGUUAAUACUGCUGUGUGUUUAAGGAGGUCAGCAACUUCAAUAUUUGGAAUAGCUAUUAAGAUGUGUGAUCCACUCGGGGAUUACAAUGUAUAUUCUUCUCUAUUCCCACGGCCAAAGGAAACAGCAAAAGAAAACAAACAAGUAAUUUUAGUGACUGCAAGAAUGGAUGCAGCAUCGCUGUUUGAUGGUGUGGCCCCUGGAGCAGCUAGUGCAGUUGUUGGGUUGGUAACACUAAUAACUACAGCGGCCACACUGUCACAAAUGAUACCUCUUUCUGACGCCCCUCUAUACAAUAAAAAUGUUCUCUUCACAUUAUUUAAUGGCGAGUCAUAUGAUUAUAUUGGAUCUCAGAGGGUGGCGUACGAUAUAUCUCGGGGGGUGUGGCCGCCGUUAUCUCCUAUCACCUCCAAGGAUAUCAAUCUACAUGUGGAAUUGGGACAACUAGGGGGUUCGUUGAAUUUGUUCAAAGACAACCCCAAUUGGCCGCUGUAUGCCUACGCGCCUUAUACAUAUGCUAUACCGCCUCAAGUUACAGAGUUUCUUGCUGAGAUGUCUUCAUACUCUCAGAGCAAUAACAUGACUAUCGAAUCAGAGUUUUCUAUAAACUUGCCGCCGUCUUCCCUACAUUCGUUUAGAAAAAUUCUUUCCAACGCAACUGAGAGCGGGGAAUUACCGGAGAUAUUGUUAGUCGACCACGUGGGGAAGUUUACGAAUAAGUUUUAUCAAUCAGCAUUAGAUGACUAUGAGAGCAUCGGUUAUACCUACCACAAUAUUACUAUCAGUAAUGAUGGAAAAUUUAUAUCAACGGACGAUUUAAUAUCGAACGGCACCAUGUCAGAGAAUGAGGCGCAAGUUAAGGUAGCUCGAGUGGCAACAUCACUCGCCCAUACAUUGUACCAACAGAUCGUUGGAACUGCGUACACUGGAAAUAUUUCAUCAUCCGCACAUUUAGUGGACGAAAUGCUGUACUGUUUCCUCCGAAGCCAGGCUUGCAGGUUGUUGGUGGCUGCGGACUACUACAGUAACGAGGACACGCCCCCUGACGAUAGGCCUGCGCCCCUGUACGUGGGAGUCGCUGCUGCGUCCACACCAGCCGCGCUAUACUCCGGCCAUCUCCUGGCUUUGCUCACGGGAACCCACUUACAAGUCAAUAGGACCGCCUGCGAUAAGAUCGGCACUCCGGGCUUCUCAUAUUACUAUCUUCGGGGUUGGAACCACAGUGGUAUUUGUAUACAAACAACAAUGAACUUCAGUCAAGCCAUCAGUCCAGCGUUUAUUAAACCAGAUUACAACAUAACAUCCGCCGAGUUCUCUACAUGGACCGAGUCUGUGUGGCUUGGUCUAUGGGCGCGUGUGUUUGUUCGAGCGGCUGGUGUGGGCGCUCGUGUGGCGGCCGCGGCCGGGGCCUUCGCCACCAUACUAGCGGCUUUCACUACCUACUGGCUGCAAAGACACGCCAGUGUUAUAUUCCUUACUCCCGUAGCAGAUAAUGGGGCAAUCCGAAGUGUAAAUUGUUAA